Oryzias latipes (Japanese medaka) is the source of this 3784-nucleotide messenger RNA. RefSeq lists its product as uncharacterized. NCBI's taxonomy places the organism in Eukaryota, Metazoa, Chordata, Actinopteri, Beloniformes, Adrianichthyidae. The record is from RefSeq and is a predicted model, not a curated record.
GCCGCGGGACACUAGGCACCGGUACCGAUCCAUCCGCGGGACACUUGGCACCGGGCCGCGGGACACCGGUAUCGAUCCAUCCGCGGAACACUUGGCACCGGGCCACGGGACACUAGGCACCGGGCCGCGGGACACUUGGCACCGGUACCGAUCCAUCCGCGGGACACUUGGCACCGGGCCGCGGGACACUUGGCACCAGGCGAUCCGCGGAAAAUUUUUUGCACCGGGACGCACAGAAAGAAAAAAUAAUUUCCAUUUUAUUGUUUUAUUUUUAUUUUGAAAUUUAUUUUAUUUUGAAAAGUGACCGGAUAAAGUUGCACAUGAUUACACAGUGGAUUUACGUUCAUUAUUAUUAUUACUUAAGAGAAAAUACCCCCCCCGGUCCACGGUAAACGUGCCCCCCACCCCCACCGGUCUGCGGUAAACGUGUCUUGCGUUUUACCGGUCCGCGGUUGGGGACCACUGUUUUACAACACUUGCGCAUUCUUUUCUCGUUCAUUUCUGUGGGUCACGUGACUGACAGGUUUCCUAGCAGGAGCCAGGACCCAAAAUAUAGCGGACAUCGCCUGGGUUUUUGAUGUGAAUUUAUUAUUAUUGGCUUUAUAAACACUUUGUUUUAUAUCACUCAACAAAAUAGUAUCAACGGAACAUUUUUAUGUUGCUAUGGUGGUAGCUACGGACGCUACCGGCGAACCGGAAGGAAGCCACGGUUUUCUUUUUUUAUUGAAAAAGACAAUUGAGGUUAACGUUUGAGACAAUUUACUGACUUUUGAUUCGUUUUAAUUGCUUUUACUGCGAGAAAUGGACACUAAAUUUAUUAGUUUUAUAGUAAUGAGUUCUACUAAAUGUUUUUAUAGAAAAUACCAAGACCAGUCAAAACCGGUGUCCUUUACACCGGCGUCCUAGCUACAUUUUUUUUCUUCAUACGAUUUUUUUCUUUGUCAUAUUUACAGAUCCAUCUCUAGGAAAAAGAAAUUAAACUUUAGUGUAGCCACAUGUCUUUUGAGUAAUUUAAACAAAAAAUAUUUACACAAAGCAGGCUUGUUUCGUCAGUCCACGGGUUGGGCAACUAAAUGGUGACACCCACUACCUAUUUAAACCCCCUGGAGUUUUACAUGCUUUGUGGAUCGCGAUGGAGCCGGUAGGGGACAAAGUCGAUGACGCUUUAUUUCUCGCAGACGCGCUUAUAGAAGAAUUCAAGCGUAAACAGCCUGCAGCUGUACAACCGUCGGGAACAGGCCCAGUGACCUUUGUUAGGCACGAGGAGGACGAGUAUGGAAAUCCUUUGCCUAAACGUCGUAGAACAGGAGAGCGGCGGAAACCUGUUUCAUCCAAAAGAACUCCAACAAUGGCUCAAAGUCCAACUGUAGACCAAUUGUGCAUGCCAUCUACUAGUGGACAGCAGAGUGUGACAGAACCUUCUCACGAUAUAGGGUCCCUCAUCAAAGAGGUUCAAGACCUUCUGGGCCCCGCUGAAGACCCAACUCCAUCACACUGGACGGCUAGGAAAGCUUCGUCCUUGGAAAAGUGGACAGUGUUGAGACCUUUUAUGGUCGAUCAGAUGUUGCAAUCUGGGAAGCCAAAAGGGGGACAAUGCCAUCACUGUCGCUCUCAGGUUGCAGUAAUAGUGUGUCACGACUGUUUGCCAAGACCACUUUAUUGUGCGUCAUGUGAUUUGGCUGUACAUGACAACAGAGUACUUCACAACCGAUCAGCGACGGUGGAGGGAUUUUAUAGGCCACUCCCACCAACCACUUUCAUCAAGGAAGAGGGAGGAAAACUUACUUUCCACGAAAGAGCAUGCCUUUUGCCUGUCGUCCUUCCCUGCUGUGACUGCUCUACUGGUCAAACAGAAGUUUCUGCAGGAAAACAAGUGAUUCUGAUUGGAAUGAAUGGACGAUACAACCUAUCCCUGCCAAAUGUUACCUGUUCCUGUGGAAAAACCUGGGAUGUUGGCAUUGGUGAUUUGGUUGAAAGUGGAUAUUGGCCAGCCACAGUACAUUUUGAGACUUUAUAUACAGUGGAUUUGUUCACAUCAUAUGAAGAUCUUAAAAUUACUGCACCAGGAAUGUCAAGGCAUGCUUUUGUCGGAAUGCUUGAACAGCGCACUAAAGUCUUUGGUCGAAGUGGAAAAAUAUGUGGCGACACCAUGCAGAAAUCUUUUCUGGAGUGGUCCUAUGCCAAAUUUGAAGUUGAGAGGCUGUCACUGGUGCAUCACUUUAAGUGCCCAGCAUGCACCCCCUCCAUGUUGGCUGUUGCAGUGGAUGGGAACCGCAAACUUUACCGCUUCAGAUGCCAACCAGGACCUGAUGGAUUUUUUGACGGUGUUUUUUUGGCGAAAGAUACAGAGGUGGCCUCUUUUGUGGACUAUAUCCAUGGUGCAACACGACAUAAUCCUGGAAAGGGAAGAUGUGGAGGAGGCGAGUGGUUAGCAGCACGAGAGUCCUCUCACAAAUCUGCCAGCAAAGUGGAUGAGGAAGGUGUUGAGGUUGCUGUGUGCCGUCAUGGGGUCUUGUUGAAAGGACUCAAUAUGUUCCGUGGAGAAAUUUUUGCAUAUCCUCUCUUUCUCCAAAAAGAACUUGCUGCUCAGAAUGUAGGGUUUUUCUGCUCCGAUGUGGUGUGCAAAUAUUGGCCAUAUCUGCAGAAGGUUGUGCGCCACUGUCCUGAACUACAGGGGUUGUUGACAAUGCAUCCUUUCCUCUCAAUCAUGCAUGCUAAAGCACAUUCCUGGAUGUGUGAGUUGCAGUGGGGAGGUCGAAACCAAGAGGGAGCAGGAAUAACAAUGGGGGAGGAGGUUGAGCAAGUGAACAGCUUCCUGUCUCGGGCAGCCAUAUGUUCUAAAUACAUGUCCAAAGCUGUACGCACAGAUAUCCUUACGAUACAGGCUAUUGGAUGGAACAAGCGGAAGGUGGAAAAGCUUGACCAGAUUCUAGCAAAAAGAUACAUCAAGACCGCACAAAGGAUUUCUGAAGCAUUGGCAGAUCUUGAUCAACUAACUAAAGAGCUGUCGAUACAAGAAGACACUGUCCAGCAAUGGGUGUCUGAUGUAAAAAAUUGGGCUGCAGAUUCAACUGGUCAUAAUGACCUUGAAAAAACCAUUGAAGGACUGUAUCUGAGCAUCAAACAGAGGAAAUAUGAAUUGUAUCGCAAGGCUGAUGGCAACAAACGGCGUCAUCUAUUACGAAAGAAGAUUGCUACAGAAAAGAGAGCCUUAGACGAUGCCAUCACAAAACGAAACACUGAUUUGUCUGAAACAGAGAAAUUACCUUCUUCUGAUGUGCUUUUGGCUCAUGAGAACUAUUUCUGGCCUUGGGAAUGUCAUGGUGACAUGGUUAAGAAAAAGCAGCUUUUUGACAAGGUAAUGCUGCUGACCAGGUUGAAAGAAGAGAAGGUCAUUGUGGUUCGGGAAGUUAAGCAGCACUGGGAGUACCUAAGGAAUGCGGUUGGGAUGCUUGAAGAGCUUUCUUCUCAGAUUUCUGAAGGGAUCACUGAGCAAAGCAACACUGACGCCUUGACAGAGCAAGGACGAGAGGGGCUACUGUGUUUACUGAAAAGAAGGUCGACAGAACUCCGUGCUCGACAGGAUGCUGCACGCAAAAUAUACCAGAAUGUUUUGGGAUUGCAAGCAUUGUGUUUAGAUGACUCUUCCACAGAUGAGGAAAACUUAGACAGUAGUUCCUCGGAUGAAGAUAUUUGACACCGCCAUGCCCACCCCACCCCCAAAUGUCUCCAGAAGAACAUAAGUAAACUGUGAUAAUUGACCAAUAAAUUCUCUUGAAUGAAA